Molecule: messenger RNA, 1345 nt
Organism: Pseudomassariella vexata
Lineage: Eukaryota; Fungi; Ascomycota; Sordariomycetes; Amphisphaeriales; Pseudomassariaceae
Exons: 3
Coding region: 203-919 (238 amino acids)
Source: RefSeq, a predicted model, not a curated record
GCGACGUCGCAUUCAACCUAGUCUAGCCGAUACCUAGCCCAUUGAUUAUUCGUGUAAGAGGCAAAAUUGUCUCGCCAAAAGGUUAUAAGCUUGACCUGGAGUUGCCAGUCUUUUAGAUGGAUAUUUUUUUUUCACUGUCUCAACCAUCUCAAGUUCUCUUGGGAUAAAUAACUUCUGUUCAAGUUUUGUGCAACUUUUCAACAUGUUAUUACCGAAGUUCCUUCACGUCGCAUUGUUGCUUGGGAUUGUUGCCGCCCAAUCCAGCAACGAAAUUGACGCUGCUAUCGAGGCAUGGAGAUUUCCCGACUGGAGCGCAUGGAAGUUCGUGAACUAUUGCGCUGGGGAGACCCUCACAAAUGGCAAGCAAGUCCUCGAGGGAUCUUGCAAUAGCAUCCCACACGGCAAUAUCCCCGCAAAGAAAAACAUGAUCUCAUCCAUCCUCCUCAGCCCCAAAGCCGGUGAGCAGUUACCGGCAGAAACCGACUUCAUCAUCCAGGUCCAGACCCUCAACCUAGCAGCCGGUUCCUUCUCAGAUCCGGCGACGGCCUACUACGCCGCGCCGCAGGAUCUUAAGGAUGGCAAGGUAAUUGGGCACACACACUUUACCGUGCAAGAUCUAGGAGACAACUUGAACCCUCAACAGCCGCCGGACCCGACUACGUUCAAAUUCUUCAAGGGAAUCAAUGAUGAGGGAGAUGGGAAUGGUCUGUUGCAGGCUACUGUGCCUGGAGGUCUGCCGGCUGGGAACUAUAGAGUGUGCACGCUCACGGCUGCUGCGAACCAUCAGCCUGUGUUGAUGCCCGUUGCCCAACGGGGAAGUUCCGAUGAUUGCACCAAGUUCACCGUGGUUGCUAAUGACAAGAUUGAUGAGGAUAAGGGCGAGUCUUCAUCACGUAUACGACGGAAGUAUAUCGCAUGAGCUGUGAUUGCAGAUAUAUUGGUGGGAUAAUUCGAGGCACCUGAUUAAAUGAGGGUGGCUUGCGGAAAUCUAAGGGUCAUUCAACAUAGAAGUAAUGCCUUGGGCGCAGUGCCCAACCCCAUCGGCAAUGCUUAUGAUCAUACAGCGACUGCAUGUUGAAGUACAUGUAGUCGGCGUUUGCAAGCCUGGAUCCGAUGGAACACGCACCUAAUCACGAACCUGAUGGCAUGGCUUGAACGCAUUACUGCGCCCGCUGCCUGCUACUCGAUAAUAAGUAUCACAGAACUUAGAGGCAGAGAGAGCGGGAGAGAAGAAUGUUGUUUCAAUUAUGAGAUGAUAUUGGGUUAGUGCGAUAUUUGAGUAUAGUAAAUUGACAUUUCGAGGAGCAACGCCACAUAUAGUUGACACAUCGCAAACCAAUGUAGG